GGUACUCUUAUUGGAUCUGCGGCUGUCAAGCAGUGCUGAAGAAUUGGAAGGGCAAACGCUGGAAAGGCAGAGAAAGACUAACAGAAAACAGCAUUAUGUGGCUCAUUUCUGCCUUUACGUUUGAACAUAAAAAGGAAAAGGCUUCUUUUUUGCUAACUGAAACUUAAGAACGGAGGGCUGUGAGUGGAUUUAUACGAUUUCAUUCUCCAGAGGAGGUACCGCAGACAAAUUGACAGCCUUUACAUCUUUUUUUUAAAGAGGAAAAAAACUGGGCCUUUGAAACACUAAUCCGUUUUAAACGAAUUUCGUAUUGUUACACUUUGUCACCGAACUAAUAAUGGUCUGGAUUGUGGUUUUGCGACAAGAAGCAUAUUUUCCAUAGGCUAAUUGUAUUUACAUUUUGGCUUGUUGGAAUGUUUGAUCGGACUAAGCGCGUUUCGUUGUAUGCAGAGAGUCUUCAUAUGAAAGCGGUUGUCGAGAGGAAUAGGCUACUAUGCUUUGUAAAUCUUUUAGCCUGUUGAUGAUGUACGAGUGUGAAGUGGAUCAAACUGUAAAGAGAACAGGUUUGUAUCCUGUGUUUUAAAUUCGCGUCCACCAGCUCGUUAAAUUGCAAAGAUACCACAGGGAAGGUCGGAUAUAAUUUACAGUGGUGAAAACAGAAGCAACAUACUUUGGCCAAUGGAUAAAAACAACUGUAUGAAUUGAGGGGGUGAUUUAUAUCAGAGAGAAGAAAAUACAAAAAUUGCACCUUCAAUAUGAUGCAGUAAGACAACGUCGAGACGAGCCUGUGGAAGAGGUCAUUGGCGUAUGGAAUUAAAUAAUCAGAGUGAGAGUACUUCUGAAUUAAUGCUUUUGCUAGAGGAGCGCGCGUUUGCGAAAAUUAAAAAUAAAUUACUUCAUGUGAAAGUCAGAAAGGAAAUCUAUUUCCUGGUUGGGGGGCUGGGGGGGAAGGAAGAUAUAUUAUUCAUGGUCUCUGUGAGGGAACCAAGAGAGAGAGUGCGUUUUGCCUUAAAAUUUAAAGAAAGGAGUAAGAGUGAAACGUAGGUGAUUAACUGAACCGCAACAACAACAACAACAAUAAAAAAGCAAAAACGCCGAAGGAAAGCACUUUGAAAGAAAUUUGUGAAAGUGGCGUUGAAGCAUGGGCUGCGCGUCGAGUAUUAACAUCUCGGACAGGGUGGUCUAUCACAGAGGGAAAGACUCCGAGGAUUCACAUUCACCCCAGCAGACCAACGCCACUCUUCAGUCUCAGCAUCAGGGGAAUCCAGCCCUUGGAAUACCCGCGAAACCUUCCGACAACAAGGCUUCAAUCACAGAGGUGGAGUUUGGACCAAUGAGGCUCUAUAAAGAGCAGCUGCAGGUGCUGUUAGUGUUUGCCAAAGAUGACAGCCAGAGUAAUGCUUUCUGUUGGGCGUGUGAGAAAGCCAGCUUCAGGUGUAGCAUAGCCAGAACCCCCGAAUCUGCGCUGGAGUCUUUCCUGGAGAAACAUCAUGACAUCAUCAUCAUCGAUCACAGGCAAACAAAACACUCUGAUGCAGAAGCCCUCUGCCGGUCUAUCCGGGCCGUGGGCUCGUCGGAAAACACGGUGAUCGUGGCUGUGGUGAAGAGGCCUGACCGUGAGGAGGCGUCCGUGAUGCCCCUGAUCGCAGCCGGAUUCAACAGGAGAUACGUAGAAAACGGAAACACGAUGAGCUGCUACAACGAGCUGAUCCAGCUGGAACGUGGGGAGGUGCUCGCUCAGGUCAAGCUGAGAGCAUGCAAUGCCCUUUUCACUGCCCUGGAACAAAGCCAAGAUGCUGUGGAGAUCUCCAGUGAAGACCAGGUGAUCCAGUAUGUGAACCCAGCAUACGAGACCAGUACAGGGUACCAGAGGGGUGAUCUCAUUGGGAAGGAGUUCAUCGAAAUGCCAAAGAGUGAGAAGAACAAGCCUGACCUGCUGGAGACCAUCAAUACCUGCAUCAUGAAGGGGAAGGAAUGGCAGGGGGUUUAUUAUGCCAAAAAGAAGAAUGGAGAUAGUGUGCAGCAGAAUGUGAAGAUCACUCCUGUGAUUGGACAAGGAGGAAAAAUCAGACACUAUGUGUCUAUUUACAGGUCUUUAAAUGAUAAUAAUAAGACUGACAAGUUUAGUGAAGGUGUACCAGCAGAACCUCACACAGAUGUCCAGCUGAGCAGACACAGAGACCGCAGGAAAGGCUCCUUAGAUGUCAGAUCAACCACGUCCCGGGGGAGCGAUGGAAGCUCUCAGAGAAGGAACUCUUCCAUGGCACGGAUCCACUCCAUGACCAUAGAGGCUCCAAUAACUAAGGUGAUAAACAUCAUUAACGCGGCUCAGGAGAGCAGCCCCAUGCCCGUGUCGGACGCUCUGGAGCGAGUGCUGGAGAUCCUGCGCACCACCGAGCUCUACUCCCCCCAGCUGGCCCCCAAAGAGGAGGACCCCCACACCAACGACCUCGUGGGAGGCCUCAUGCUGGAUGGUUUGAGGCGGUUGUCUGGAAAUGAAUACAUCCUUGCAACAAAACACCCUCACCAUAUUCCCAGUCACCUGAUCACACCGCUCUCUCUGAACGACAUCCCACUGCGUGUGGCUCAGACCAUGGAGAAUGAGGAAUCAUGGGACUUCGACAUCAUCUCCCUGGAGACGGUCACACUCAAACGCCCCCUGGUGUUCUUGGGUUUGAAGAUCUUUUCCCGAUUUGGGGUGUGUGAGUUCCUCAACUGCCCCGAGGCCACCCUGAGGGCGUGGCUGUCUGUGAUCGAAGCCAAUUACCACUCCAGCAACUCCUACCACAACUCCAGCCACGCGGCUGAUGUCUUGCACGCCACCGCCUACUUCCUGUGCAAAGAGCGUGUGAAGCAAAGCCUGGACCCCAUCGACGUGGUGGCCGCGCUGAUCGCUGCCACGGUCCACGACGUCGAUCACCCGGGCCGCACCAACUCCUUCCUGUGCAACGCGGGCAGCGAGCUGGCCAUCCUGUACAACGACACGGCCGUGCUGGAGAGCCACCACACGGCCCUGGCCUUCCAGCUGUCCACCCGCGACGACAAGAGCAACAUCUUCAAGAACAUGGACCGGAAUGAGUACCGCUCGCUGCGGCAGGCUAUAAUCGACAUGGUCCUGGCCACGGAGAUGACCAAGCACUUUGAGCACGUCAACAAGUUUGUGAACAGCAUCAACAAGCCCCUGGCUGCCCUGGAGGAGAACGGGGGGGGUGGGGAGGAGGACUGUGCAGGGAGCAUUCUGACGUCACCGGAGAACCGCAUCCUGAUCAAGCGCAUGCUGAUAAAGUGUGCAGACAUCUCCAACCCCUGCAGACCGCUGGAGCUGUGCAUAGAGUGGGCCGGACGCAUUUCCGAGGAGUAUUUUGCACAGACUGAUGAGGAGAAGCAGCAGGGUCUGCCGGUGGUGAUGCCCGUCUUUGACAGGAACACCUGCAGCAUUCCCAAAUCCCAGAUCUCCUUCAUCGACUACUUCAUCACGGACAUGUUCGACGCCUGGGAUGCGUUCGCGGACCUGCCCAACCUCAUGCAGCAUCUGGACAGUAACUUUAAGUAUUGGAAAAGCCUGGACGAGCAGAAGCUCUGCACCCUGCGGCCUCCUCCAGAGUAGCCGGCCUAUCCCGUGCUGUUUUGCACAGUGGGUGGGUGGGGCCUCCCUCGUCCUGUCCAAUUACAGCCUUGCAGAGGCGUCGCUGAGGGGCAGCUCUGUCCAGAACAUCACCCUGUCAGGGACCUACUGACGCCUGCUUCCUGUAUCACAUUAGAGAGGUGGAGAGUGAGAGAGAGAGAGAGAUGGAGAGAGAUGUAGAAAAAGAGUUGGAUGGAUUUAUAGUGAGAGAUGGAGAGAGAAAGAGAAAGGGAGGAAGAGAUGGAUGGAGAGGAAAGAGAUUUAUGGCAUUAUAGAGGUUGAUGGAUGGAGUUAGAGGGAGAGAAAGUUGGAUGGAGUUAUAGAGAAAGAGAGAGAGAGAGAGAGAGAGACUGCUUGCAGAACACAUGGCACUAGCUUGGUGAGCAGAAGCACAAUUAAAAGGAUGAGUGUACAGAGCCCGGCUCCAGCUGUCCAGCCAUUCUGCUGAUGUGUGGCACGCCUUCAAAACCCUCAGCCCACCACCAGUACAGCAGUACACACAGACUCGCAGGGCCUGGUGGCCGCUCCGAUGGGGACGAAACAAAAUGGAUGCAUUUAUGCGCAGUGAGCAGCGGGGUCACGGCUGUCGGCCUCCUCCCCAUCCAGGGCAGAGGUGCAGAAGGGGACGGGCCACCAGGGGGCGCUCCAGAGGCCUCACGCAGGACGAGGGGAUGAGCUCCAUUUUCUCUGUCAGGUGACUCACCCCCCCCCCCAGAAACAGUGUGCUCCCUCCCUUAUUCAUCCGCCUUUUCUUUCUUCUUGUGUUUCGCUCCUGUUUUCACUGCCCCCUUCACGAACACGGAGAGGGGCCUCCUGGCCGGGGGACGGUUCAGCUGCACCUCUUUUUUAAAGUGGGGGCGGGGUCACCCUUAGAUCACAUAAGCAUCUACAAGUAGACAUUUUCAGUAUAUUUCUUUUAAUUAUUCAAUAUUUCUAAAAAAAAUAAAUGAAUACAUAAUAAUAAAAAGCCAAAGCUGAGUAUAGUAUCAUCCAACAUGAAGACAUGUUUAUUUUCAUAAUGCAAAUAUCAACUAGAAUGCCACCUUUCUAUUGCACUGUAAAGAAGAAUAGAAGUGUAUGUUGUAAUAAUGUGUCUGCAACUGGGGUGCUGUGUUCCGGCCAAUAAGCUGUGUAGCUGCUGAUAGUCUGGGCGUGAGAGUGUGUUUCUGUGGUUGUGGCUCUCCACGAUGCGUCGUGGCAUAAACCACGCUGCUUUCUGUAACAGAUGAAAUCUGUGAAAGUGACUUUCUUUUCUUCUCCCAGAAAUUUUAUAUCUGGUUUAUCCUACUGAGAGACUGCCUUAUUUUAUACACUAUUUAUACAGUCCGCCCCACUGUGCAAAUGCAAAGAACAUCUGAAGUUUUUAUUUUAAAAUAAUGAAGUGAAAGUAAAAUACUGAAAUGUUAAUAUUUUUGUAGACUAUGUAUUUUACACUGGAGUGUUGAAAUGAAAGCAAACACGAGCUUAGAUCUGGCAUUUUGUGGAGACGUUUGACAAAAGCAUUGAAAAGGCAUUGCAGUGUAACAAAACCAUAGCUUUUCAGGACAUGCAGAGUUCAAAGCUAUCUGUUGCUGUCAAAUAUUGGUCUUCUACCACACUGCUCGCUUUGAUUUUUAAAAGUAGCAGAUCAUUACUGUCUGUUUGUUAGAAGACCUGUCUCCACAGAAAACCCAGGGACAAAGCAUUCUCCACCAAUGGUUUCUGAUAAAGAUAUGUCUGUGUGAAAGAAUGUUCCUUAAGAUUAUUUCCUAUUUUUAUUUAAAGAGUAUAUAUAAAUCUGCCAUAAUACAGAAGACUAUAUAUGGGUCAAUAUGAUAUAUUGACCUGAAGCUUUGUUCUGUCUUUUUUUCUUUCCGGCAGAAUUUUAAAUUCAUUCAGGGGUUUUGUUUCUUUGUUCUGAUUCAUUGCUUCUGCUGGUCCAACAGCACCAAGGGGAGGGGAAAGACAUUAGAAAAUUAUUCUAUUAAAAAUAAAAUGAUGACAA
Conger conger (European conger) is the source of this 5609-nucleotide messenger RNA. RefSeq names its product high affinity cAMP-specific and IBMX-insensitive 3',5'-cyclic phosphodiesterase 8A-like. The record is from RefSeq and is a predicted model, not a curated record. Gene Ontology annotation, molecular function: 3',5'-cyclic-AMP phosphodiesterase activity. The coding region runs from base 1142 to 3607 and encodes 821 amino acids. Gene Ontology annotation, biological process: positive regulation of ERK1 and ERK2 cascade; cellular response to epidermal growth factor stimulus; regulation of DNA-templated transcription. Lineage: Eukaryota; Metazoa; Chordata; Actinopteri; Anguilliformes; Congridae. The transcript has 22 exons.